AAAGAAAGUCAGCUGAUCAAGAGAAGGACAGAAAGUGGCGCAUCGAUUUGUUUUUAGCCACCCCUUUUAUUUCAGUCCUUGUGCGGCGGGGGGUGGUGUGUGUUCCCGUUGUUCGGUAUUUAAUCAGAUAUAAUGUUUGAUUAAAAACUCAAGUGUGUAAUCGUGUGAGUGAAGCAACUGUUUUGAAGAAUUGAUGCAUCGGAUGCAUCCAUUGAUUUUCCGGCUUGCGAUAGUGGAAGAGGCAUAAGCUGAUUUGCGCCUUGUUCGAGAUCGUGUGGCGCAGGGCCGAGCGAUGCAGGAGUUUGUAGCCCCCGAGCUGGCUCAGCUGCUGCAUCGCCUUCCGCAUGUCAACACGUCCCUACAGCCAGUGUCGGCGCAGUUCAACCUCUCCAGCGCUAGCUAUAAGGAGUCGCUGCUGGUGGUGGGCGCCGUUCCUUCGCUGUGGUUGGUGCUCACGCUGCUGUUGCUGCUCGUGUACCUCCUGACCCGCUGCUGCUGUGGAAAACACAAACAGAGACACUCGUUUGUCGGACUCAAGUGGACGCUGGGCUUCACGGCAGUGCUCACCUGUUUGGUGAUCGCCGGCGGUUUCUAUGGCAACCACACGCUGCACGAGGGCGCCACCGAGUUUGUGGACGCCACACAGAAUAUCGCCGAUACGUUCGAUGGUGUACGAAAUGAGACGUCAGUGGUGGAGACCACACUGCUGCGCGGCGUGGGCCGCAGCUCCCAGCAGCUCCAGAAGCUGUUCCAGUCGGGAGCGAGGCCCAACAACGCCUCCAUCUACGGCUGGCUCGACAAACAGAUGACAGUGCUGGACGGUAACGUGUCGACCAGCCUGACCUCCGCCCGCCUGCUGGCCGUCAAACUGAAGGACGUUCAGCAGGACGCGCUGCCCGUCUACGUCAGGCUCUCCGAGACUAUCAGGUGGCCCGCCACGAUGGGUCUGCUCUGUCUGCUGGCUAUCUCCUGCCUGGCCCUGCUGGUGGGCGUCAUCAGACACUCGCGCUGUCUGCUCAUCACGUUCUCCAUAAUGUCGCUGUUCGCGGUCAUCAUCUGUUUCCUGCUCUCGUCUCUGCACGCCGCCGUUACUCUGGGUAUAGCCGAUUUUUGCGUGUGGCCGGACGCCGCCGUCCGUUACUCUCUCCGGGACGAGUUUCCUCCGUCCAUCUCCGACUCUGCCGUGGAGUAUUACCUCAACUGUAGCCGACCGCAGCGGCCCUCUCCCUGGACAGAGCAGCUGACCAAGGGAGAGCAGAGCGCCGCGGAGCUGGAGAGGAGCGUCAGAGAGGUGUACGAGGUUGCCGUCAAGUACUACCCCUCGCAACAGCUGGAGCCGGCGGUACAGUCUCUGACAUCGGACCUGAACCGCACCCGCCAGGCCUACCUGACCAUGGAGAAGGCCCUCGACUGUGAACAUGUUCACGAACAGUACAUUGACGCCCUGAACGCGCUCUGCCGGCCGCUGCUGCUGGGUAUGACGAUUCUGCUGAUCGCUCUACUGCUCUGCGGCCUGCUGUUCACCGUCCUGGCCUGGUGCGAUUCACACGCCUGGAUACACAUCCAGAAACGUCGCGACUACCUGCGCGUUGAGACGGCCGAUCCGUUCCUGUCUGGCGGCCGGCGACCCCCGCUGGUGGCCUCGGCGCCUCCUGCCGGCAGCGGCGGCUCGCUGCGCUCCGCGCGCACCUCGCCGCACGGCUCGCUGCUGGCCUCCCGUAACCACAGCACGCCACCCACCCUGAGGACCCGCACACCGCCGUUCCCCACCGGCGCGCCGCCCUCCGGGCCGCUGCUCGCCUUUAACGGCCGUCUGGACGAGCACCGCGCGGGCACGCUGCCGCUGCCGCGCCGCUACUCGCCCGGACCUGGAGCCGUCCCGCCGCCAUCCUAUACAGCUGCCCUGAUGCAGAUGCCCGACGGCUCAGACUACGACAACUACAGCUAGAUGACGUCAGCAACGUCAGUGAUGUCGGCGGACACCACGGCGACGUCAUCAGUGACGUGGCAAUGUCUCUAAACAUCGCCCGCCAGGUGAUCGUCAGAUAUCUGAUGUCACAUCACAAAGACUGGUAUCCCCGAGUCAACGUCACUAAGCAGAAACUGAUGUGGUGUGGACGACUGAUGGUGAGCUGUGAUGGACUUAUGAUGUAGCAGCGACUGAUGUUGGGUCAGAUGAAUUGGGAAGAGAGACUUUGAAUGUGUAAAGAGAGACACCAGUGAGGGUAACUUCGAGAGGAGCUUCGGUAGGAACGAAGUGCUAACUUGUAAAGCGAAGAGAAGGCAUGCCACACAAAGACUGGUGUUAGUGUUGAGAAGGCACCGUUUGAGAAAAGUUGCCGCUUGCUAAGAUACCGCUUUUGUCCUGUCUUCAGCGUGUAUCGUGAAGUGUUGUAAGCAAGGAGGGUGUUUUCCGUGACAGUAUGGACUUGUGUGACCACGCGGUUGUAACUUUUGGCGGACGCAUUGGUUUGAGCAGUUGCUGUCAUAGGAAAGAACCGGACUAAAGACGGCUGGAUUGGCGAAUCGUGUCAAUCCGUUAGUUUUCCUCUUUUCGGACCAACGCUGGGUUGCAAGAGAACAGCACGGAGAAACUGUUGAUGCAGUGACCCUGGAACCGAUAUGGUGUUUAUAGCUACAUAGAUCUAGAUGAUCUGUGCUCAGAUGAGAACUAGAACUCAAAGCAGUGAUCUUGCCCGUUUGUAGGUCGAGCAGUUGAGCAGAUUUUCCGCGCAAGACGCGGGAUGCCGUGUGUUCCUUUUUAGACGAUAAUUCCUCCAGGGAAUGGAAGCAGAAACGUCUUUCCAAACAGACAAGCUUGGGUCAAUUUAGAAGUUUCUCAGAGUUUGACUGUUCACAAAGACUGACUUGAAGUGCUUUUGUAAUUAUUUUUACGCGUAGAAGUGUUCGUUUUAAUUUCUUACCGAGAAGUAGCUCAUUUAUUCAAGAGAGACAGUAGACACGUCUUUGUUUUCUGAUAAGACGCUAGUCUGAAGAGAAGUUUUCGUUUUGUAAGUUAAUGCGAGACGAAAGCGAGGUCCAAGCUGCUGAAGAGAAGCUUCAGCGAUGCUGUGUUCCUUGAAACCUUAGCUUAUUUGAUGCGCCCUUUGCAAUCGCUUUCUAUAGUUGCCUGAAGUUGUGCCCUAGUAUAGUCAUGCGUGUUGCUCGUUGAACGUUGCCGAUGCAUCUUGAUUGCAAUCGUUUGCAACCUCCUCAGGGGUAAGGAGAUGGAAAUAGGCACGUGCUGCGACCGCUUACCAGCGUGUUUUCCACGAGCUUCUGCGGCGCUGCCUAAUGUAUAAACUCGCGUAUCAAUUAGUUCGUCUUCUGUAUCAGUUCACCUUAUUUUUGUAUGAGAAGUCACAUUUCAUAUACGAACUGUAGAUCGCGCUAGGGCGGUUGUGACUCGCUCCUGCCCCUUGCUUGCCGUUUACUGGAAACGCUAAUAAUGACGUCAUUGAUCUUUUAGGAGAAACUGCGUUUUAGUUGUGACGGCCAGUGCAUCUGGGUCCAAUUUUUCUCCAUUUAAACACUUCACCAUAACCAAAUUUCCACGCAACGUCAUUUCAUGACUAAAGUACGGUAUACUGCUUGCUCUAGAAUGUCGUAUGCUGAUGUAAUUAACAGUAGAAGUGCUUGCUUUACUGGUGUAAUAUUUGAUCACGGUUGAGAAGUUGGUGUUCAUUUUGUGCGUUUGUAGGACCGGCGGAGCAUAUAGUGUAUAUAUUUGAGUUAUCCAUAUAGUCUGUGCAAUGCAGAACGCCGUUCGAUCUCCAUUCCUGCUUCUGCUAAAUGUUGGCCUCGCUGUCGAACUAAAUGCCUGGCAAAAUGUCUCAGCCUGUCUGGCCUCAGUACCCAUCUCGUGCUGUAACUAUGCUGUCUGUCUUCCGUUCUGCGUAUAUGAUAUCUACACUGUUGUAAUACUUGUAUCGACAAUGUGACUGAGAGACUUGCCGACAUGUUGUGUUUUCCUUUUACACCGCCGUAAUAUCCACGCUGUGACUGCGAAGCUGCGUUUCUUUUGUAUCUAUUCAUAUGCUGCUUUCAAAGAAUGCUGUUCCUUUCUGUCGCUGAUAAAUAUCCCUAUGUUUUCUAUAUCUGUACAUCUUUUUCUGUAUCGUAUGUAGCCUGUUCUAGCUAUAGAUAAAUUAGGCGAUGUCUUUCAUCGCCUGCUUUCUUGCCGCUUCCAUUGCCGAUCUCAUUGGUGGUUUACGUGUGCGUGUUUAACUGCAGAUCAAACGAACACCAGUGGCUAGUGCAAGGUUAACACGCAUUCUAGACAAUACAACCUCUUUGAAACGUU
Molecule: messenger RNA, 4303 nt
Organism: Amphibalanus amphitrite
Lineage: Eukaryota; Metazoa; Arthropoda; Thecostraca; Balanomorpha; Balanidae
Product: protein tweety-like
Exons: 14
Coding region: 293-1948 (551 amino acids)
Cellular component (GO): plasma membrane
Molecular function (GO): intracellularly calcium-gated chloride channel activity; volume-sensitive chloride channel activity
Source: RefSeq, a predicted model, not a curated record